CAUUUAUAUACCCUUUGAGUGCUUUACAUAUGUUAUCUCAUUUGAGGUUCCCAACACCCUGGGAGGAAGGUGCUAUUAGUAGCUUCAUUUUACAUAGGCAGCCCACUGGAGUCCUGCUUUCACACCUUCUUCAUUUUACAAAUGGAGAAACUGACUGAGAGUUUAAAUUACUUGUCUAAGGCCACUCAACUUAUAAGUAUAUGAAGUUGAAUUUAAUCGGAGGUCUUCCUGAGGCCACUGUCCAUUAGGCCACCUAGUUGGUUAAGUAAUGGAAUCAGGCAGAUAAUGAAUAACAGAAGCAGGACUCAAGGCCAGAUUACCAAUAUUUCAAAUCAAUGCACCAUAUUGCCUCUGGACUGGCAUCCCUGCCCAUGGAGAAUUGGUUGAAAGACCAGAUAGGAUUUGAUUCUCACUUCCCCUCCUCCUUCAACUCAAAGAGAAAAUCCUUGGCUAUUAGCUUUUUAAGCAAACCCAGCCAGACAGUGAAAUAUAAACACAUUCUUCCCAACACCUUACAGUCUUAAUAACAGAGAUAAUUUGCAAUGAUCUCCCAGAGACACAGAUUCUAUAAAUAUUCAUGUAGCUCUGUCCAGGAAACUGGUUUUCUUUUUUGGAUGAAAAAGAAUUCUUUGGGAGAAAUUCAGACACAGACCCCAACUAUCCAUCCCUUCUAAUUCCUUUGCCUGUGUUCCCAAGAUUAGUUUCCUCCAGAAUGAAAUGGGCCACUUAGGAGGAUUCUCUAAGAUCUCUUCCAGUUCUAACAUGAGAACGAACCAUUAGUUAUAAGAUUUUCCAUUUGAAGGGAAAGGGUGUCUGCAGUGAGGCAACCCUGAUUUUUAUCUCUUUUUUUUCUAGCUUUCCUCUCACCCUUCCCAUUCCUAUUCUGUCUCUCACUCCAACCACCCCAACUUGGAACAAUGCUGUCAGGCUAGUGUGAUGGAACGAACCCUGGGAUGGGGCGUCAGGAGAAAUGUCAAUCUUGAUGAUUUUGGACAAGUCAUGUCAUAUCUCUGGCCCUCAAUUUCCUCAUCUGUGAAAUGGGAACAAUAACUUUCUUUAAGGUUUACCAAACUGGGCAACCCACCGUGACCUCCUCCCUCCCCAACACCCUACACGCUUUCUCCGGGAGAUGCGUCCCCCUCGGUGGGGGGAGUCUGAAGUCCUUACAAGGAGUUUGGCCACAGCUCAGAGGAUGGCUCCGCCUGCCCAGUCCUCCUCCUCUUUCCCCCGAGGGCCCCAGCCAGGCUGGAGAGGGACGGGGCAGGCAGCAUUAAGCAGGAGCUGGAGCUGGACUCGGAGCCCAGAGCCCCGAGCCCGGGGCGGCUAAGUCCAGUGCCACGGUGGAAGCAAGGUGUGGGGAGGCGGUGAGGAAGAUGAGAUCUUCUCCUGCCGGAAUGCGGGAGUGAAUCUCAGCACCCGAGGUCCUGGCACGGUCCCCCGUGCUCCAACUAUCCUUCUCGGGACGGGCGGCCACCCACCGCGGACGUACCCCCGGCGCCCCGGGCUCUGUUUCUUGUCCCAAUAGCUGCCCGAUUAAACAAACUGGGGGCUCGAGCAGGAGCCGCGGAGGGGGAACGAGCGCCUAGGGGGGUUGCCUUUACCUGUCUGCUGCAGGUACUGCUGGCAGACUCAGGUUCGUUGCACGGAGGAACUCGGUGUUAAGGGCAUCCCCUCGUUGGCCGCUUUCCCCCUUCCCCCCUCUUCCAGGUGAGCCUGCCGCCCGCCGUCCAUCCAUUCCUAGGGAACCUCUGUCAUUCUUCUCGAGGCGACAUUCCGCCCCCAGGGGUCCUCGCCCAGCUGGACUUGUCAUGUCGUCCGUGUUUGGCAAGCCCCGGUCUGGGAACCUUGGUCCUGAGCGCCUGGCACACAGUUCGAUCCCAGAGGUUAACGUGGCCAUCCUGGGCUGCAGAGGAGCCGGGAAGUCUGCUUUGACCGUGAAGUUUCUGACCAAGAGGUUUAUCAGUGAAUAUGAUCCCAAUCUGGAAGACACCUAUACCUCAGAGGAGACUGUGGACCAACAACCAAUCCUGCUGAGGGUGAUGGACACAGCAGAUCAGGAUGUUCCCAGAAACUGCAAGCGCUACCUGAACUGGGCCCAAGCCUUCCUGGUUGUCUACAGCAUCGAUGACAGGCGAAACUUUGAGGGUUGCAGCCAAUACCUAGAGAUCAUCGCCCACCACGCAAAGGACACCCAGCAUGACUACCCUGUGCUGCUCCUGGGGAACAAGCUGGACAUGGCCCAGUACCGGCAGGUCCCCAAGUCAGAGGGCGCGGCUCUGGCCGGCAAGUUUGGGUGUCUGUUCUACGAGGUCUCCGCCUGCCUAGAUUUCGAAGCCGUGCAGCACGUGUUCCACGAAGCCAUCCGGGAGGUCCGCAGGGAGCAGGAGAGAAGUGCGCCGGCGCGGCCCCUCUUCAUUUCUGAGGAAAGGUCCAUUUUUCAUCAGGCCCCCCUCACUGCCAGGCACGGCUUGCCAAGCUGCACCUUCAACACCCUCUCAACUGUCAACUACAAGGAGAUGCCCACUGUGGCCCAGGCCAAGCUAGUAACAGUCAAAUCCUCCCGGGCCCAGAGCAAGCGCAAGGCGCCCACCCUGACGCUGCUGAAAGGCUUCAAGAUCUUCUGAGGCCCUCGCCAUCCACGCCCCGCUGCAGGGGGCACGUGGGAGAGGAAGGACGGGCCAGCGUUAGCAGGAGCAGCCCCGGGGCAUCGGAUAGAAUUGUGUCCCGAGACUUUGGGGCAGGCGCUGCCCCGGACUGACUGGGUCCCGCUCCCGGCCCGGCCCAGCCCCCGGCUUACUUACUUCUGGAACGGGAGUUCCAGUUAUUGGCACUGAGUAGUUGAGCUUGCCCCGGGCAGGUUUCCCCCCCCCCCCCCUCCCGUCAGGAGGGGAUACUUGUGUGUGAUUUUGUUCUGCAAUCCAUGGAGUUCCAGUUUCCACGGCAACCGAAGCAGCUGUGACCUUGGAGAGUAACAGCUGUGGGUGGGCGGAAGGCAAAGGCUCCGGGUCUCACAGACAGGACACCGAGAGAAACUUACGAAAUCUCUGCCUUUGAAGCCGAGUUCAAAGGCUCUGUACCUCUUCUUCCUGCCUCCCUCCCUGACUUCGGGAGUCCCAGCGGCCAGAUGUGGCUCCUCAGGCACAGCCAGGAGCCGCCACGCUUGCUACCAAGUAAAAGAGGAGUCUCUCGCUAUGGCGGACAGGGAAUCUCGCAGACCGUUCCUGGGAGCACAGAGACCCCUGGUGGCAGGACCGGGAACAGCUGUUGGGUUUGACCAGCCUGGGUUUGUGGGACAGUGACUUCCAUCCCAGCACAUCCCAUUCCCAUGAAGGUCCACAGGUCAACCACUACGGUUCCCGGCAUCUCGCCAGUGGUGCCUGAUUGAAAGACCCUUCCAUUUUGGGUUAAAAUAGACCUGCAAAGGAUGACUUGAAGAAAAACCAAGCUCGUAAAGAUAAUUCAAAAACUCUGAAGAGUAUGUGCGGAAGAAGGAACAGCCUUCGCUUUUGCUUAGAUGGCAGUGGGAAGGUUUACAUGCUGAUUGCAUAGGGGUGUACGAAGCUCUGGUCUUUUUUUCCCUCAACAUCCAUUAGUCACCUCACUCUGUAGACCCCAAAGGGGACCUUCCAACAGCCUUACUCAGGAGAGAGUCUUCUACUGAAGUCAUACUAGCGAAAGGAAACCAAAAGUCUUAAGGGAAUCAACACCUAGAGUUAAAAAUAAUGUCUGAAUGAUCUAGAGAGCAAACAACAUACAAAGUACCAUUCCCUAAAGUGGUUUGGGUUUAGAAAUGCAUUAUGCCAAAUCAUAGCUGUGCUUGGACAGAACUCUGGUCCCUAAAACACUUUUUUUUUUUUUUGUCAACGAAACUAUUAUUUUUCCAUAAGUUAUUUGACCCCGCCUCUAUAGCUUAAGGAUAAUAUGAAAGAGACAUCCUCAGGGUCAGGCCUCUCUGUAUAUACAGCUCUUUACAGUUUUGUUCACAUCUGUGUACAUUUAACCAUUUGAAUACAUAUGCAAGUUUUGUUGAACACUUCUGGAAACAUUUUAAUAAAGAAUUCUUAGAGAAAAAUAA
Messenger RNA from Antechinus flavipes (yellow-footed antechinus), 4075 nucleotides. It is a transcript of the gene RASL12, whose product is annotated as RAS like family 12. Lineage: Eukaryota; Metazoa; Chordata; Mammalia; Dasyuromorphia; Dasyuridae. The transcript is spliced from 5 exons. Gene Ontology annotation, molecular function: GTP binding; GTPase activity. Bases 1809 to 2624 code for a protein of 271 amino acids. The record is from RefSeq and is a predicted model, not a curated record.